AAGGAGCCUGGCACAUGUUUCACCUUUAUUAAAGGUUGGCGCCGUUGUCAUAUUUUUGGAAACACACUUGGCACGAAAGCAGAAGGGAGCUGAGUGGGAGUGGCAGGUCCAGGGGUGCAGGGCCGGGCUCCCCCUCCCUUCCUUCAUGCACAUUUCACUGGAGGGUGGCUGGCGGCUUUUCUGUGUUCGACAGGUAACGUUAAACCAAGGUUGGUGCCUGCUAUUUCUCACCGACGCAGCCAUGGCUUCCCCAGUGAAGAAGAAUACACGGCUGCCCGUCCCAGCCUUCCCUGGAAAUUUCCUCUGGGCGUGGCUGGCCACCCAGCCCGCAGCUCCCCGCCCCAGCCUUCUGGACACCUCCUCGCGCAUCGGCAGCCGCAGCCCCUCCAUACACAUCCUGGCUCCUCUUGUGACCAGGGGGAUUAUAUGGAGCAGUAUCAGUGCCUCAGAGGGUGGCGGCUCCAAGGCCGAGGAGGACCCCUUCCACUAUGACUAUGAGACCGUCCGAAAUGGAGGCCUGAUCUUUGCUGGCCUGGCCUUCGUCGUGGGGCUCAUCAUCCUCCUCAGCAAACGAUUCCGCUGCGGAGGCAGUAAGACACGUCGGCAAAUCAGUGAAAAUGAGCUGUAGCAGUAGAGUCGGCUGUGCCCACCGGUGCCCGGGGCUGGUUGGGAAGCCAAGGAGGCCCUGUCUCCCGCAGGCUGUGCACCUCUGUCCCCGACGCUGCCACUACUUGCGCUGAAGGCAGCGCCAGGCGCUGUGUGACCCCCGGAUGGAGCCGCCCGCGGCUCCUCCCCCCAAGGCUCCUCGCUCCGCGGCUCCUCCCCCCGCGGCUCCUCCCCUCCCACCCGCCUCUCUUCCUCCACCUGUGUCUGCGCCCCUCUGAGUACAGAUGCAGCCCGGUCUCACUGUUUUCCAGUUCAUUGCUCCGGCACCUGUCUGCCUGUAAAUGCAGACUCACUGCUGCUGUCCGCACGCUUCUCCCCACGGGCCCGGAACGGAGAGAUCUCGGCUGCGGAGGCCUUGACCUGGCUUCUAAAUGCCGGGCAAAGCUCAAAAGUCCACUCCCCCUGGCUGACUCCAAGUCAAGCCCACUGGUUGUGCUGUGGCCUCUGGCCCAGGCCCUCUUGCUGCCCUGGGAAGCUGGGAGCUCCCACAGGGGCUGACCAAGUUGUGUCCACCUGUGACCACGUCCAUGCGCUUGGCUGUCCCUGCGGGUGCACAGCAAGGCCAGGGUGGGUGGCUCUGUGGGGCCUGGGGUUGAACCUCAGCAACGAGCUCCCUAUUUUACCCCAAACCUACCAACAUGCGGGUUAAGAUCAGA
This is a messenger RNA of Chinchilla lanigera (long-tailed chinchilla), 1322 nucleotides long. RefSeq names its product FXYD domain containing ion transport regulator 2 (gene Fxyd2). The record is from RefSeq and is a predicted model, not a curated record. The transcript has 8 exons. Lineage: Eukaryota; Metazoa; Chordata; Mammalia; Rodentia; Chinchillidae. Gene Ontology annotation, molecular function: sodium channel regulator activity. Gene Ontology annotation, biological process: regulation of sodium ion transmembrane transporter activity; monoatomic ion transport. Bases 146 to 628 code for a protein of 160 amino acids. Gene Ontology annotation, cellular component: membrane.